AGAUGAGAUACACAAGAAGGAGACACAAUUAAUGAGAAAUUCAGAGGUUUUGAACUGUGGGGAGAGUGAAAAUCAAGCUGGAAACCCCAGGGAAUAAACAAGCGAAGUAGAACUUCUAUGACUGUCAUAGAUAUAACUAUCUACACUGACUGUAUAUCAGGAUGGGGCUCAGAAGAUCUUGGUUUUACGGGAAAUAUCAAAUGAUUCUUCUGUCUAUUUUGACAAUGCAGUGGAAGGGCAGGAAUUGUGAGGAAAAGACCGAGGAACUACCAGGGUUUAAAAUCGAGGCACCAGCAGAGGUGACAGUGCAGAGGGGACUCUGUGUGCUCAUCCCCUGUAACUUUACUGUUCAUCGCAAUUAUACCUUAACCAAAGAUGCCAUUGGAAUCUGGUAUAAAGGAUAUACAAAUGGCCCAGUUGCAGCUUCUACCAACUCCUCUCAGUUCCCUAAUACAACAAACGGCCGCUUUAUAUUCACUGGUAAUGUGAGUGCAGGAGACUGUUCCUUCUCUAUCAGUGAUGCACAACCAGGAGAUGCAGCAAAGUAUCGGUUCAGACUUGAGGGUCCUGUAAAAUUUAAUUAUCUUCAUAUCCAGCCUUCUGUAUCUGUGACAGAAGAACCUGAAAUAUCUCCCACUGGGGAUCUGAUCGCUGAUAAAGAAGUGACUGUGACUUGCACGGCUCCUACAAACUGCCCUGGGCUCUCUCCAAACUUCACAUGGGAGGGAAGUGUAAAUACAGACAAUAUACAGAAUAAUACAUCGAGGCACCAAAAUGGGACCGUCACCUACCGGUCAAAUAUCACUUUCACUCCAUCACCAGGACACCAUAAUUCCUCCUUAACCUGCACAGUGAUUUAUACAAAUGAGUCUACUAACACCAACAUCACUUUGAAUGUUGAAUAUCCACCCACUCUGAUUAUCUCUGUUCCAGGUGGGACAGGAGAGAGCAGCCGCCUAAUCAUGAGAGAAGGAGACUCUCAGGAAAUCUACUGUAAAGUGGACAGUAACCCAACAGCCAACAUUAUCUGGACUAGAGGAAAGAGCCCUGUUGAGAAUAUCCAGCAGAAUGGACAGAAUGUGACUCUGUCACUAAGGAAUGUUACAGAGAAUGACAGUGAUACAUAUACAUGUACUGCACAGAACCAACGGGGGAACAACAGUCGCUCUAUCAGUGUCUCUGUGGAAUCUUUACAAAAGCCUCAGACAAAUUUCCUCAUUGUUGGACUUUGUAUUUUAUUUCUCACACUUGUGGUGGUAAUAGCGGUGUUUGUGUUCAGAAGGAUGAGAAAGAAGAAGGACCUACAGGAGGACAGGACUACUAAAGAGAUGCCUAAAAGUGAUAGUGAUGGGAUUUACAAUGAUAUGGACAAUAUGAAAAUCUAUGACUUACACAUUGACAUAGAGGAAGCAAAACUGGAUAAAGAUUAUUCUGAUCUGCAUAUAAACAAUGAAACAGAGGUGCAAUAUUCCUCCCUUGAUUUCUCAAACAUAAAACCAAAGGAAGAUCCUCAAACAGAGAUCAUAUAUUCUGAGGUCAAACGCAAGUAACCCUGGGCAUAUACUGAAAACAAUGCAUGAAUGUAAAUAAAGGACUGUUCUGCUAUAGAGACUUGUUAAGACAAUGUCUAAUUCUCAGGGACUUUUUUUCUAUGACUACUAAGUGCCUGAUACACUGGUCCUUUCUGACUAUUACAUAACAGAGGCCACAGAAGCACGGCAUUCUUCCUGAAUAUGGCUGCACUUUCUUCUUUUCACAUAAACUGGUUCUAGACUGUAAGCUUGCACAAGUAAAACACAUGCAAAUGUUCUCAAUGUAUUGUUGGACACCCCGGUGUAUUGGGGAGCUACGCAAAAACCUAUUAUUUUGGCAUAUUCAAAGUAAACUUUUGAAGGGCACUACAUUGCAAGGUGUUCAUAGUAACAUCAAAAGCAAUAAAAAUAUGGACACUUAAUGCAUUACACAAGAUUACACGUAUUUAAAAGUAAAAAAGUCUUUAGUCAAAGCUACAUUAAAACAUCUCCAUGCACUACGCGUUUCAUGCCCUAAGGCAGUGAUCCCCAACCAAUAGCUCGUGAGCAACAUGUUGCUCUCCAACCCCUUGGAUGUUGCUAUCAGUGGCCUUAGGGGAGGGAUUUUUGCACCCAGGGGGUUUCCUUCUCCUUUAAGGCAGGUGCUUAUUUUUGAAUUCCAGGCUUGGAGACAAGUUUUGGUUGCAUAAAAAUCAGGUGCACUGCCAAACAGAGCCUCAAUGUAGGUUGGCAAUCAACAUAGGGGUUACUAAAUGGUCAAUCACAGCACUUAUUUGGCAGCCCAAGAACAUUUUUCAUGCUUGUGUUGCUCCCAAACUCCUUUUACUUCUGAAUGUUGCUCACAGGUUCUAAAGGUUGGGGAUCCAUGCCCUAAGGGCUCAUAAUCAUGGGCCCAUGAUCAGCCCAUAAUCAUCUCAUGAUUAAGUGCCCUUAGGGCAUGAAACGCAUAGGGCAUGGAAAUGUUUUAAUGUAGGUUUGAAUUCAGAUUUUUUUACUUUUAACUAUGAAACCUUUGUGAAAUCUAUCGAGUGCCCAUACUUUUAUUGCUUUCAGUAAAGGCUGCUCCUCCUGGACUUUUUCUACUGGGUGGGUGUUUUUGGUGCCCCUUUAUGCUUUCUACAACUCUUCACCAAAACAUCAACACAUUUCCCCCUUAAUAUUGUACAUUUUAUAAUCUUUAAAGAAAAUAGCAUAUAGGUAUGGGAUCAUUUAUCUGGUAACCUAUUAUCCAAAAAACCCGAAUUACGGGCUCAAAUAAAUUUCAUUUUAUCUAAAUAAUCCAAAAAACUAUUUCCAUUUUCGGUGUAAUAAUAAUAGUUUUUUAAAACUUCGGAUAAUGGAAAAGAUCCAUUAUCCGAAAUAGCCCUGGUGUUCUUUUAUAUUUUGCCACAUAAUAAAUAUGGUUUAAUAAAAUGAUCAUUAAAGAAACAUUGUUUGUUUUGACCUGCUUUAAUUGAAUUUUAUAUAUUUCCUGAUCUUACAAGAAUUGGCGAUUUAAGGACAUAUGGUGUGCCCAUGAUGGCACUUACUUUUCCAUAUUGCCUCUCUAGUUUAUAACUAGUGAUGGGCGAAUUUAUUCGCCAGGUGCGAAUUCGCGGUGAAUUUGCGCGUUUUGCCGCCAGCGAAUAAAUUCGCGAAACGCCCACGAAAAUUCGCGGCAAAAAUUCGCCAGCUUAAAAAAAAAUUUUGCCGAAAAAACGGACACCGGCGUUGAAAAAAACGGGCGCCGGCGUCAAAAAUGGGCGCCGGCGUCAAAAACGAGACGCCGGCGCCGUUUCACGAAUUUCGCUAAUUUUUCGGCGAAACUGCGCAAAUUUGCCCAUCACUAUUUAUAACAAAUAACUCAAAGUGCUCACUGAUAUUUAAGGCCAUGGUGGCAAUUUAUAGUACAGUUAUGUAGAGUUGUAGAAUUGUAGACUUGUGCUUUCUUCAGUUUAAUUGCACUUCACUAGUCAGUCUAUCUCCAAUUUGUGAAUCUUUUGAUGAACAUAAGUAUAACUUGCUAGUAUGGUAUAGUUUUUAUUACUAAAUUAGACUAUGCACAUUGUAAGUAAUUCUACCAUUUAAAAUUUUAUUUUUUAACCAAUAAAUAUGUUUUUAUUGUUGUAA
Molecule: messenger RNA, 3641 nt
Organism: Xenopus laevis (African clawed frog)
Lineage: Eukaryota; Metazoa; Chordata; Amphibia; Anura; Pipidae
Source: RefSeq, marked predicted